Messenger RNA from Haliotis rubra (blacklip abalone), 1717 nucleotides. Its product is annotated as homeobox protein orthopedia-like. The record is from RefSeq and is a predicted model, not a curated record. Bases 1 to 846 code for a protein of 281 amino acids. The transcript has 3 exons. Gene Ontology annotation, biological process: regulation of DNA-templated transcription; neuron differentiation. Gene Ontology annotation, molecular function: DNA binding; DNA-binding transcription factor activity, RNA polymerase II-specific. NCBI's taxonomy places the organism in Eukaryota, Metazoa, Mollusca, Gastropoda, Lepetellida, Haliotidae.
AUGAACAGAGAACAUGCAUCUACCCAUCUCACAAUCUCCGACACGACAUUGACGAGUUCGCCAUCAGUGCUGAAGGAGGACGGGCUAAAGAUGAAAGAGAACACGGACCGGCGGGAUGGAGGAAGCCCCAUCGAACAAACACAGCUGUCUUCCCCAAACGACGGAGGAGACAAACCCGCUAAGCAAAAGCGACAUCGAACCCGGUUCACCCCUGCCCAGCUCAACGAGCUUGAACGAAGCUUCGCGAAAACCCAUUAUCCAGAUAUCUUCAUGCGAGAAGAACUGGCACUUCGAAUCGGGCUCACGGAAUCACGAGUCCAGGUCUGGUUCCAGAACCGUCGGGCCAAAUGGAAGAAGAGGAAGAAGGCCACAAACGUUUUCCGCACCCCCGGCGCUCUGUUGCCAUCUACAGGAUUAUCUCCCUUUGGUACAAUGGGGGACUCGCUCUGCGCUUUUCCCCCUUCGGAAAGUCGAUGGGGGAUGUCCCAAAUCGGCAGUCACAUGAAUGGCAACGUCAACCAUCUGUCUUUGUCAGCAACAUUACCACGUCAAGUCACAGCACAGUCUCUAUCUUCACAGGUUCCAAUGGGUCUGUGCAACCCUUCAGUGUCUCUUGGCAACGGCUUAACAGUAUCAAAUGGAAGCCCUAUCUAUAACACUUCUUACGGAAUGGCGGCGUCAUCGUGUGCAUCACCCCUGACUGGAAACUCUCCAUCCCCUUCCCUCCCCUCAUCCCAGAUGACUUGUGGCAUGCCUGAAAUUGAUGAUGCUUGGAGAGGGACAAGCAUUGCCCAACUGAGACGGAAGGCUCUGGAACAUACAGCCUCAAUUACCGGAUUCCGCUGACAAUGACAGGCAGCAGAGAUGACAAAAAAAUUGGUGUAGAUCCAAAGCGGCUCAGCCUUCAUCUAGUCAUGGUCCAGCGGAAUCGAAUUGUAACUGCAAUUCUCACAUCCUAUGGGAGAUCGGACUUGAUCCACAAAUAGACAUUCCCUACGUGAAACUAGUGACGCGCAGUACCCACGGUUUGGUGGAUGAGCCGAAUAAGUGCUGUUUGAACUAUGUUGUUUGUACAAGUUGUACCAGUAUUUAGUUCUGUUUAAACUUGUGACUGUUGUGCUUAGAUCAUCUUCUCUCAUCAAGGGAAGAAAGCUGGAUAUGAGUAGAAGUUCCCAUUACAGAAGCACUUUCCGUAGUUGAAUUCCAACUUAAUUUGCUACUUCCUAUGAUCGCGAUCGUAUCGUAUUUUCAGUAGAAGUUACUUUUUUAUGUAUUUACAAGUUCAAAAUUUCCAAAUGAGAUGUAAGACAGAUAGAAAUAUAUUCCAAAAUAAUUAUCAUCAUCGUCCCUAAAAUUUGUAGGUCACGAUCAUAUGUGGCGAAACUAAUAUUACAGUGCAAUAGUACUCAGCACUCUUUUACACAAGAAGAUUAUAAGACAUUCCCAAACAUCGUUGUACAAGUUGAAUCCGACACUUUCUCAUUAGCACGUAAGAAAGUAUAGCGGGUUAUAACGCCUACAUAUUAAGAGUCCUCUAGUCAUGUCAUCAUAUUAAUUUAUAAAAUGUUGUUUACAUACUUAUGUAUAUGUCGUUUAUUUAUUAUACAGAUACCAACUUAACUAUUCUAAGCAUCAUGGAUCAUGUAUGUUUACAGCUUGUAUAGAAGUACUAUUUAUUGAAACAUUCCAAACAUGGAAUAAAAUGUAUAAAAUAGCA